AUGUGUAUUGAUGAUUGGACAUCAGAAUGUUGGGCAGUAGGUUUUUCAGAAGUUUCUGAAAAAUUAUUGAAUACAAAUUCAAACGAAAUCAUUGAAAUGAUCAGAAACAAUAGUAUUGAUACUGUGAUCAAAGACCUCAAACACCACAAUCUGUUCUACCCAUUACUGAUGAUGAUGAUGAUGACCUCAAACACCAACAGUAGAGUUUUCCAAAACCCGUAUUUAAAAAAACCUACGGGUUUCGGGUCGGGUUUUUAA
Molecule: messenger RNA, 258 nt
Organism: Clunio marinus
Lineage: Eukaryota; Metazoa; Arthropoda; Insecta; Diptera; Chironomidae
Source: the annotation of a GenBank genome assembly